This is a messenger RNA of Lolium rigidum, 883 nucleotides long. RefSeq lists its product as uncharacterized. NCBI's taxonomy places the organism in Eukaryota, Viridiplantae, Streptophyta, Magnoliopsida, Poales, Poaceae. The record is from RefSeq and is a predicted model, not a curated record. The transcript is spliced from 2 exons. Bases 1 to 753 code for a protein of 250 amino acids.
AUGGGUAGAGAGAACCACAAGUCAGCCGCGCUCGGGGCCCGAAACUCGCCGUCGAGAAUCUCCCCGCCGCCGAUCAACACCACCCAGCAGCCACUGCUCCACCGGUCAAGCAUGGUCGGCGGAGCCUGCGGGGGCGGUAGGGCGCUCCGGAGAGUCGACAGCGCCCCGAGGCCGACGCUGUGCAGGAGCGACGCCAUGAAGAAGCAGAAGAAGAGGAGCAAGCGGUCCAGGCUCUCCGCCGCGCUGCGGGAGCUCAAGCUGGCCGCCAAGGCCAGGGACAAGGACGGCCUCCUGCAGAUCCUCGUCACCGGGCACCGCGCUAGCCGCGACGACGGCGCAGCCGGCGGAACAUCGACGGUGGCCGACACGGGUGCCGAACAGCACGCUCGGCCCUGGACGCAGCGAGGUGGCGCCGAUGCUGCCGCGGAAGCCGGCGGUGGUCCACUUCUCGACUCCGGGAGGCCGGUGCCAUCCGGGGGAGCCUGCGGUCGGCGUUGCGCGAGCUGGGUGCUGGCCGCGGCGUUCGUGUUCGCCCUCGCGUGCGUGGUGGCGCUCGGGACGGCGCCGGCCAUCUGCUGCUGCACCUGCGCCGCCUGGCUGUGCGGCGGCCGCGCUGCGAAGGAGAAUGCAUCAGACUCCGCGGGCGCCGUCCUGAGGCUGAGGGGCUCCUGCCGUGGCCGCGCCACGAGAGCGAUAGUACAACCACAAGUCGGUAGUAGGACGCUGUACAAGGCAGAGGUCGCCGGUGGGUGAGCCGUAUGGAUUUUUUGUUUCUCAAAACGAGCGAUCUCCAUUUUUUCUGUUAAGAGUAUCUCCUGUCACCUCUCCAGUCUCCACACCGCCGUAGAGGGCACCAUAAUCGAACGCUCGUUUUCUGAUCGAA